UCUGCGUGCGACGAUGCGUUCACCUGCACCGAGUUGGGUGGUUUGGUUUGGUUUGGUUUUUUUGGCCGCAUGUCGGACAAUUUCUGGGCUAUUUUCUGAAGAGAAUUGUUGGGAGAGCUUAAAACUGUCAACAUUUCUGUUUUCUUGGUGUUUCUUUUUUUUUUUUUUCAUCAGCUGUCAUUAAAAGCGGCGGCCACUGACGGCUUUCCAGCCUCUGGGGAGGUGCUGCAGGUUCAGGCCUGUUUCCCGACAGGACUCUGCGUAUUGAGUGUGUUUCUCCUGGGUUUUGGGUGUUGAUUUUUUAUUUAUUUAUUUUUUUUUUUCUCUCUUGAAAUUUUCUCCCCCCUUAAAAAUAAAUCCCACCGUUGCGUUCGCCAGUCCCGGUGCUGCGCCUCCGCCGUCGGAGGCUCGGGGCUCGUAAAUCUGCGUGGUGGAGGAGGCCUUCCCCGCGGGAUUCACCUCUUCUGCGGAGCGAGGGCACGCGUCCGCCAGCACCGCACACCUUUCCCAAGCGGAAAAAAAUCCCGCCGGGAUAAGGCCCAACGACAAACCCACGAGCGAUAGCUCUAAAUUUGAACCAAAAAAGCGCCACGGCGGCUCGUGGAGGUAAACGGGGAGCGUUUGCCAAGCUCCUUCCCCGCAUCUUCCUCUUCCUCCCCCCCCCCCCCCCCCCUUCCAGCCCCAGCGAGUUUCUCCCUCCUUCCCCGCCAAGCCAGCGCUUUGCUCCCAUUGUAUUCCUCCUCCUCCUCCCGCUGCGGUCGAGGGAAUGCGAGUCUGGAAAUGAUUUCGAGCAAAAAAAGCUCCCAAGUAAAUCCUGCGCUGCGCAGGGGGAGGGGAGGGCGGGCGGCCCGGGACGGUGCAAGUCCUCGCCGCCGGGGAAAACGAUUCCCUGACCCAGAAAUGGGACAUUUCCCGGCAGCGCCUCGGGACGGGGCAGCGCUGGGAGCGUCCUCGCCGCGGCGUGGCCUCGUCCCUGCCGCUGCUGCGAAGGCAAAGCUUGUCCGGCGCGGCAGAACGGGCGGGUGGGGGAAGGAGUUACGGUGAUGCCGGGCAGGAGGACUCGCUUUGGUGGAUUUAAUCGGUUUUUUUACCGUCAUAGUUAACUAGAAACCGUAUGCCGGUGAGUUUUACUUCGUUUUUAGCAGCGUUCCCGUAGGAAGAAGCAUCCGGUGCUGCUCUUGGGCAGCCCUCACCUGCAGCUCCCGCCUGCCUGUGGCUCGAGGGAGCCACAUCCUGGGAUUUUCCUCUUUCCACCGGGGAAGUGGGGAGUCUCACGCUCCUGGAUUUUCCACCUGUCCCAAUGGAAACGGCGAACAAACGCCGCCGGCUUGCUUCGGCAGUCGAGAGUAAUUUCCCGGGGAAGGAGGAUUAUGACUGCAUAAAGCAAAUAUGUUCUGUAUCUCCUCUCCUACCCAUAGUUGGCACAGAGUUGCUAAAAGCAAGAGUUGACAUGGAUGAUGAAGACGGCCGGUGCCUGCUAGAUGUAAUUUGCGACCCUCAGGCCUUGAACGAUUUUUUACAUGGAUCCGAAAAGAUUGACAGUGAUGAUCUCCUGGACAACACAGGAGAUGCAGCCAGUGCCUUUUUUGAAGGUGCUGGGCUGCACGUCCAGGAGGCCUCCGGCAACCACCUGAGCGCCGAGCCCAGCCAGCCCCCCACCAGCGUGGACCUGGACUUUUUAGAAGAUGACAUCCUGGGCUCGCCGGCGGGCGGCGGGGCCAACCUGCAGAACUCGGAGCAGCCCUGCGACAUCCUCCAGCAGAGCCUGCAGGAGGCCAACAUCACGGAGCAGACGCUGGAGGCGGAAGCCGAACUGGAUCUGGGCUCUUUCCAGCUUCCCACCCUCCAGCCGGUGGUGCAGGCGGCCUCGGACGGCACCCCGCAGAUUUUCCCCGGCGGGGCCGACCUGAUCGGGCUGCAGCCGCCCGCCGUCCUGACCCACCAAGCCCUGGUGCAGCAGUCGGUGGGGGCGGACGUGGUGAACAAGGCCAUCAGCGUCCAGCCCUUCCUCCAGCAGGUGGGACUGGGCAACGUCACCAUCCAACCCAUCUCCAACCUGCAGGGGUUGCCCAACGGCAGCCCCAGCGGCACGCUGGGCAUCGGGCCCAUCCAAGUGGUGGGGCAGCAGGUGAUGGCCAUCAACCAGCCGGCGCAGCAGAUCAUCGCCAAGCAGGUUCAACCCUCCCAGGUGGCCACCAUGCCCGUCGGCAGCUACAUCACCCAAACGGCGCCCGAGCAGCAGCAGGUCACCCUCGCCUCCGCGGGGGUCUCGCCGCAGAGCGCCGGGCUGGUCAUCCAGAAGAACCUGCCGGCGGUGGCCACCACCACGCUCAACGGCAACUCCAUGUUCGGCGGCGUGGCCGGGACGCAAGGCUCCCAGCCGCUCACCGUCACCUCCAACUUGAGCAGCCCCCUGGUGCAGGCCCAGAACGUCAUCAUCCACAGGACGCCCACCCCCAUCCAGCCCAAACCGGCGGGGGUCCUGCAGCAGAAGCUCUACCAGAUCACCCCCAAGCCCUUCGCCUCCAACAACGCCACGCUGACCAUCCAGAACGAAGCGGCCCUGCAGCAGCAGAAGGCCCAGCAGAACCUGACCUUCAUGGCCGGCAAAGCCGGGCAGAACGUGGUGCUGUCGGGCUUCCCCCAGGGGCUCCCAGCCAACGUUUUCAAGCAGCCGCCGCCGCAGCAGCAGGCCCUCAGCAAGCCCAUGAGCGUCCACCUGCUGAACCAGGGCAGCAGCAUCGUCAUCCCCGCCCAGCACGUCCCCCAGGCCAUGCUGCAGGGCCAAAACCAGUUCCUCCUGCCCGGGCAACUGGCGGGCGCCUCCGCCGUGCAGAUCCCCCAGCAGCUCUCCGCCCUGCAGGCCAACAUGGGGGGCCAGAUCCUGACCACCUCCCACCCCGGUGGCCAGGCCCACAUCAUCACCAGCCAAGGGCCGGGCGGGCAGCUGAUCACCAACCAGAUCCUCACCAACCAGAACAUCGCCGGGCAGCUGAACCUGGGCCAGGUGCUCACCUCGCAGAACGCCCACGGCACCGCUCACAUCCUCUCGGCCCCCAUCCAGCUCCAGCCCGGCCAGGUGGGCCAGCCGGCCCUUUUCCAGAUGCCGGUUUCGUUGGCGGGCAGCUUGACCACCCAAAGCCAACCCUCGGUAGCCGCCUCCUUGGGUCAGACGGGCCAAACGGUCAUCCAGGGGGUGACGUUGCCCAACCAGGUGGCCAUGCUCAACGCCCCGGAGAACCUGGGCCAGGCCGUGAGCAUCCAGGCCUCCGCCGCCACCAGCAGCCAGAGCCCCGGCCUCGGCCAGCCGCAGCCGCUGCCCAGCGCCGACCAGUCCUCCAUCCUCACCGUCCAGACCGCUUCCCAGCCGCCCGCCCCGCUCCAGCUCAACGUGCCGCCCCCGCCGCCCCCCCAGCAACCCGUCACUUCUCAAGCCAGCCCCGGUUUGGCUUCCAGCCCGGAGAAAAUCAUCCUGGGGCAAGCGGCCGCCGGAGCCGUCAUCAACCAGGACUCCAUGCAGAUGUUCCUCCAGCAGGUGCCCCAAGGGAUCAUCCUGCAAACGAAGCAGCAGCCCCCCAGCAGCCAGGCCCCCCCCGCGCUCGCCCAGUUCACCGGCCCGUCCUCCUCCGUCCUGGUGGGCAGCCAGGGCCAAACGGUGACGGUGACCACCGCCACAGCGGCCAGCCACGCGCCCACCGCCCUCCCGCCCUCCACCACAGGUAUCACCGCCCCGGUUCCUGCGGAGAGCAAGACCUUCUCCAGCGUUUCCGCGCCGAUUUCCACCGGGAAAGGGGCUGCAGCCCCCGGGAAGUCGGGGGCGACUCUUCCCAUCCAGCAGCCCCUGCAGACGAAGCCCGGCGUGAUCAGUUCCGUCUCGGGGCUGAACCUCGGCAAAGGGCCCGUCCCCAUCCCGGUCGUCGGGAAGGGAUUGCCGCAGCUCGUGCCCUCGGUCCCCGUGCCAGGCCAGCCGCUGUACGACGGGAAGCUCGGCCUGAAGAAAACCCCGACGCUACAACCCAGCAAGGAGGCUUGUUUCCUGGAGCAGCUGCACAAACACCAGGGCGCCGUGCUGCACCCCGACUACAAAACCUCGUUCCGCUCCUUCGACGACGCCUUGCGGCGCCUCCUGCCCUACCACGUCUACCAGGGGAUGCUGCCCUCCGCCCGAGACUACCAGAAGGUGGACGAGGAGUUCGAAGCGGUGUCCACGCAGCUGCUGCGGCGCACGCAGGCCAUGCUCAACAAGUACCGCCUGCUGCUCCUGGAGGAGUCCCGGAGGGUCAGCCCUUCCGCCGAGAUGGUGAUGAUCGACCGCAUGUUUAUCCAGGAGGAAAAAACCACCCUGGCGCUCGACAAGCAGCUGGCCAAGGAAAAACCAG
This is a messenger RNA of Falco peregrinus (peregrine falcon), 4379 nucleotides long. It is a transcript of the gene BICRA, whose product is annotated as BRD4 interacting chromatin remodeling complex associated protein. The record is from RefSeq and is a predicted model, not a curated record. Gene Ontology annotation, biological process: positive regulation of DNA-templated transcription. Gene Ontology annotation, cellular component: SWI/SNF complex. Lineage: Eukaryota; Metazoa; Chordata; Aves; Falconiformes; Falconidae.